AUUGAGAUUAUUUUCUGUGAUAUGCAAUUACAUGCACUUAGAGCUAAAAGUUUAAGUCAAGAUAUAAAAUCAGUAAAAAAAGAUUUAAAACGUUAUAAGCAUUUAGUAAAACUGUAAAUUAAGACUUUUCACGUGCGUUUUAACAAUCACUAAACACGCAUAUUGUUGGUGCGUUAACUGGAAAUAUUAAUGCAUGGAUUUCGGAGCUGUCAACGCUUCCGGUAGUUCGGGAUACGGAACAGCCGGGACUCGAACCAGUGGCGGUGUCUCUGGAGUUCUCCCUCUGGGCAAGUACGACCCGCUUCCCGGAAUAACUUCACCACGGCCGGAUCAAUCAAACCAGAUGACGAUGGCGGACCAGUAUCCUCCUCAGUUGAUGAUGGGCAGUAAAAUGCCCCUGGAUUUCCAGAGGAUGCAAGCUCUGGAGUUUAGAGUAGAAUAGCGGAGUUCCAGGGUAUCCUGAAUGACCUGAAGAACAAGACGAUGAAGGAUGAGUCUGAGAGAAGAAACAAUGACCAGCUAGUCAAUCGCAAAUUAUCCGAUAUGCAGUUUGCACUGAGCGACAUUCAAAGAAGUCACGCCGACUUGCAACACGAGUCUUCCAAAGUGAGACAGGACAUGACAACUCUGUUCGAAACUGAGAGCAGUAAACUGAAUGACCAAAUCAGUCGCUCCCUCGACGACUUCAGAAGGAAGCUGCACGAUACCGAAACGAAGAUCAAAGACGAGUCUUCCUCUAAGCUGACUCACUUGGAAAAAAGUCUGAACGAGGAGCGUGACAGUCGACUGAAAGGCGAGAAGAGCAUCAGAGAUGAGAUGAAGGAAACAGUAGCUGAGAUGAGAGAAAAAAGCAAAGAGGACCUACAACUGCUUACUAAGUCUAAGAAGGCGGAAAAACAAAAAAUUACAGACAGUUUGAACGUCGUGAACGAUGCCGUCAACUCGGUUGAGAAACACCAGGAUGAAUGGUUCGACAAACUCGCCAAGUCACUUCGAGCCGAGAUCAAAACACGAGAAGCGAAUACAGACUCAAUUCAGAAACAGAUAUCAGACCUCGAUGCUAAGUUUGCUGAAGCGCUCAUCCUAAUUGAUAAAGAGCAGAAACCUGCCAGAGCGACCCAUCCCUUUCUACCUAAUCCCCCCGCUUUGGCCUCGAGAAGAGAGACGGUGGGGGAAUUGGAGAGCAACGUCAAGUUGCUUUCGGAUCGGAUCAGCCAGCUGCAAAGUACGAUGGAUGAGAAGUCACGUGAGACUAUGUUGUUGCGCAACAGUAUUUCAGUGGGCAAUGCUAGUGGGAUUGACAAGAUCAACGAGACUCUGAACCAGGUGAUCGAGUGGUACUCCAAGUCUACCAAACAGGUGGACGAUGUCAACAGUCUCUUCCUGGACAAAGUGGGACCCCGACUGAACGAAGUGGAGAGGGAGAUUGAGAACGUGAAGAAGUUCACCAUGAUUAAGAUAGGCGAAGAGAAGAGUGCUAGAACGGUAGCUGUGAAUGAAGUGAACCGAGAGAUGAAGAAAACGAGGCGAGACCUGUCCAGUCACAAGGAGGAGUGUGACUCAUCUGUGGCUAAAGUGAAGGUGGAGACGGAACAACUGGCAGCUGCCCUCCUCCACAUCAGACAGAGUCUGAAACAGUCGCUGGAGGAGCAGAUAUUCAGAGUGGACAUGCAGAUUGCAGAAGAGAGCAAAAAGAAAACCGAGCAAAUUGUACAAAUCAGGCAAGACGUCAAUCAUUUGAAUUCAAUCGUUGAGGCCAAUUUAGUAUCGACUACAGAAUAUAACUUGGGAUCCAAUUACGGUCUUCAAAACAUGCCCACUCAUCAACAAUUAGGACAACCUGAAAACCUCUACCAAACAGCCCACCCAGUUAGAACAAGAGAACGAACGGUCGAGUCUCGAGGUCGGGUGAUAAAGAAUGCUGUAGAAGUUCAAACCGAUAAUCACGCAGAAACCCAAACGUACGCCCAGCCGAAAACAUCUGAGAGUCAAACUAAGCCGAAGACAAGCGAAAAAGAAAUGAAACCGAAAUCACCUGGAACUGCAAUGCAGACCAUCGAAUCAUUCCUGCAAGAAAUGUGGCACACGAACGGAAAUCCUAAUCAAGCAGUUCAGACUGGCAAAUCGGUUUUGGAUAGCCCGCCAAGUCCUGGAGUCGGAUUUCAAACGAGCUUCCAAUAUUCUGAUUUAGGUGUAAUACCAACGCAAACAAGUCCCAAUUUGGAACGGAACUCAACAAGAGCAUCGAUUUCGAGCCAAGAAAACCGACAAGACGAGGGAUUACAACGUCCCGAUAAGUCCUCCGAGGACUCACGGGGACCAGUGAACCCUUUAGCAGGAAUGAAUUUCCAUGCUCUAGAAGGAGCUCAGCUGGAAAUGGUCGGGGAAGUUGAACAAAAAUUGAAAAAAGAAGAUUCGGUUUAUAAGAGAUAUUUAGAGAUGCAAAGUGAAAACAAUGCAAAUGGCGAUCAAACUAACAGAAAGAGGCCAAGUGAGAAUAAUGGGAAUAAUAACGAAUCAGAUGGAAAGCAGAAAACGGAAAUAGAAGAGCUUGAGAAGUCUAGAGGAAAUCGCAACGAUUCAGAACCAGGUGCGUCGAGGGAUCAGGAAACUGGAAUUGACAAUCAGAACGGAAAAUUUGAAGACGGAAUCAAGAGAAAAACAAGUUCGGAAGAAAAAUCAAUGCACAGUAUCAAAAACCCGAAGACUGCUGGCUCUCGAAAUUCACAGACUCGGGCAAACCGAACGGCGUCGGCAAAAACUCUUGAUGAACCAGAUGCCGAUGAUUUGGAGUACAAGUCAAAUUCUAGUAAGAAACGAAGCUUGCCAAUUGAAGAUGAAAGUUAGAUCUGGGUCUGAAAUAUUAAUAUUUGAUAUUAAAAUCAGAUCGGCUAUUUGAUUUUGUCCUUACAAGAACAUUUAAAUAAACUCGAAGUUUUUGUUUUGAACGAAGCGCAAAACCAAGUAACUCGAUAUUAGUAUAAUCUCCAUCGAAUUUACCUUAAUUGUCA
Messenger RNA from Symsagittifera roscoffensis, 3011 nucleotides. RefSeq names its product golgin subfamily A member 4-like. NCBI's taxonomy places the organism in Eukaryota, Metazoa, Xenacoelomorpha, Acoela, Convolutidae. The record is from RefSeq and is a predicted model, not a curated record.